AUGCAGAUACUCCGGACGUUCAACCAAGAUUUUAUCUUCGACAUGCACGGGUUGAAUAUUCUUCAGAUUGCCCGGGACGGAUUCUCCACAUCGGAUCUUGUGGGAACUCUCAAGGUAUUGGAGCCGAAUCUAAAGAGGAGCCUGCACCGCGCAAGGCGCGAGCUGGCCAAUUCCCAGGACGAUCCGGCAAUUCGACUGGGGCUGAUCGCACCCAUGGGAUAUUUCCCAAAGGGGGAGCCUGUGGAGAAGCGCUUGGUCAAAACCCAGAUAGAUUUGACGGUCGUCAGAAACGUCGAUAUCCCGGGCAGCAGCAAAUCUCUCGAGUUUUACAUCCGGAGAUACUUCAUGAGGGAACUCAGGCGGGAUUUUGAUGAGAUUCCCGAGGAUAUUGAUUUCUGGCCUGUGACGACGUUCAGGCAGCUCAAGGUGCCCGUCCUUUUGCACAGCGCGAGCGACGAAACGACGGUGCACACUCUUCACACAACGGGAACGGCAAAUUACAGGAGAGGGGAGGCCAGGAAUGAUUGGAUCUGGUUCCGUCAAAAACCCGCUAACCUGGAGCCAUUGCAGGGCCUUUGCCCGGCAACUCUACUGGCGGUGUUGAAGCUGACAGAUCCGGGACGGAGAGAGGCAAGGCUGUUGGCGGCGAUUUUCCCGCUGAAGCCCGACUUGAACGGUACGCCCAACGCCCACCACGGCUUGAUAAGGGUAUCUCGCUACAUCAACGCUUUUGACGAUAUAUGGGUGGUCAAUAUCAAGAGCAUCCUGGGUGCCGCUCAUUUUGUUCCCGAAUCUACCUCACCUACAAAUAACCGGUGGUUUAUCAACACUACAAUUGACCUGUCAACUUACGGGUCAAUUUACUAA
This is a messenger RNA of Morchella importuna, 867 nucleotides long. RefSeq lists its product as uncharacterized. The record is from RefSeq and is a predicted model, not a curated record. The transcript has a single exon. NCBI's taxonomy places the organism in Eukaryota, Fungi, Ascomycota, Pezizomycetes, Pezizales, Morchellaceae. The coding region runs from base 1 to 867 and encodes 288 amino acids.